This is a messenger RNA of Conger conger (European conger), 2649 nucleotides long. It is a transcript of the gene il1rapl2, whose product is annotated as interleukin 1 receptor accessory protein-like 2. Lineage: Eukaryota; Metazoa; Chordata; Actinopteri; Anguilliformes; Congridae. The coding region runs from base 22 to 2073 and encodes 683 amino acids. The record is from RefSeq and is a predicted model, not a curated record. The transcript has 10 exons. Gene Ontology annotation, biological process: signal transduction.
GCUGCCACAGAAGUCUGAAAGAUGAAGCAUUCGGCCCUGCUCCUCCUCCUUAUCAGCUCCGCAGCCUGCAUCAAUCUCAAAUUUAUCUCCAAGAGGAACUCUGUGGACGGCUGCAUCGACUGGUCGGUGGACCUGAAGCGGUACCGCGUGCUGGCGGGCGAGCCGGUGCGGGUGAAGUGCGCGCUCUUCUACAGCUACAUCCGGACCAACUACAGCAUGGCCCAGAGCGCCAAGCUGCGCCUCAUCUGGUACAAGAACAAGGGCGACUCCGAGGAGCCCAUCAUCUUCUCCGGCCAGCGGCUCAGCAAGGAGGACGACUCCAUCUGGUUCCGCUCGGCCGAGCUGGAGGACAACGGCUUCUACACCUGCGUGCUCAGAAACUCCACGUACUGCAUGAAGGUGUCUAUGUCCCUGACCGUGGAGGACAACGACGACGGGCUGUGCUUCAACAGCAAGAUCCGGCACCUGGAGAAGGCCGAGAUCACCAAGAGCAAGACCAUCACCUGCCCCGACAUCGACGACUACCUGGCUCCGUACAAGCAGCCCAUGAUGACCUGGUAUAAGGAGUGUCAGAAGAAGACCUGGCGGAGCUCCAUCGCCGUGAACACCACCAGCGUGUGGAUCCCGGAGGUGGAGGAGGAGGACGGGGGGAACUACACCUGCGAGCUGACGUACGGGAGCAGGGUGGUGCGGCGGACCACGGAGCUCAAAGUGACGGCUCUGCUCACCACCCGGCCCCCCAAGGUCCUGUUCCCCAUGGAGAGGCAUCCCAGCCUGAUAGACGUCCAGAUGGGCAUGCCCCUCAGCCUGGACUGCAGGGCUUUCUUCGGCUACAGUGGAGAGUCCCGGCCCAUCAUCUACUGGAUGAAGGGGGAGAAGUUUGUGGAGGAGCUCAAGGGUCACAUCAGGGAGAGCGAAGUCAGGGUCCUGCGGGAGUACCUGGGGGAGAAGGAGGUGCAGCUCUCGCUCACGUUCGACGCGGUGGAGGAGGGCGACAUGGGGAACUACACCUGCUACGUGGAGAACCAGAACGGCCGCGGCCACGCCAGCGCCAUCCUGCAGAAGAGAGACCUGUACAGACUGGAGUUGGCUGGAGGACUGGGGGCCAUUUUGCUCCUGCUGGGCUUCCUCACCGCCAUCUACAAGUGUUACAACGUGGAGAUCAUGCUCUGCUACCGCCAACACUUCGGGAAUGACGAGGCGGAGGACGAUAACAAGGAGUACGACGCGUACCUGUCCUACACCAAGGUGGACCCGGAGAGCCUGCACCGCAGCACCAGCGAGGAGGAGCAGUUUGCGCUGGAGGUGCUGCCGGACGUGCUGGAGAAACACUACGGAUACAAGAUGUUCAUCCCAGACCGAGACCUCAUCCCCAGCAGCAUCUACAUCGAGGACCUGGCGCGCAGCGUGGAGCAGAGCCGGCGGCUCAUCAUCGUGCUGACGCCCGAGUUCGUGGCCAAGCGCGGCUGGAGCAUCUUCCAGCUGGAGAGCCGGCUGCACAGCAUGCUGGUCACCGGGGAGAUCAAGGUCAUCAUGAUCGAGUGCCCCGACCUCAAGAGCGUCAUCAACUACCAGGAGGUGGAGGCCCUCAAGCACACCAUCAAGCUCCUGUCCAUCAUCAAGUGGAAGGGGCCCAACAGCAACCAGCUCAACUCCAAGUUCUGGAAGCAGGUCCUGUACGAGAUGCCCGUGAAGAGGAAGGAGAACCUGUCCCGCCGGCAGGUGCUGGACUCCGGGGAGCAGGGCCUUUUCGGCGACCUGCAGGCCGUCUCCACCAUCGCCAUGACCGCCACCUCGGCCUCCCUGGCGCCCGCCCACGCGGAGAUCCCGGACUUUAACCAGACCAACCCGCAGAUGAGACACUUGUGCCGGAGCUACGAGUACGAGAUGCCCUCGUCCCCGCUGCAGAUCAGCACGCUGGGCAGACGUCACAUGUACUGCAACAUCCCCAUGACCCUGCUCAACGGGCAGGUCGGGCAGAACAACACCCUCGGCAAGGGCAAGCCGGACGUGCACUUGAACAGUACUUUCGUCCCUCUGUCCGGACGGGAACUCACCAGUGACAUCUGGUAGGCCGGCUGGAAGCCACAUGGCCUACUGCCUCCUUUCUUUCCUAUCUGCAUGAGGAACCAUUAAGAUAAAAACUUUGAGCAAAAACGAGAACAGAGACACGAACAUCUCCUGAUGACGUUUCACAUCGUGGUAUCUUGUUUUUUUGGGAUUGUUCUUCUUUUUUUUUGUUUUUAUUUUGGUUCAGCUGAAAAAAAAAAAAUGAGGGUUACUCUACGUUUCAUUUUACUACUUGAAUAUCUCCUCUUGGAGAUGAGUAAUAUAUGACCUUGUUUUUUACAGUUCAAGGUGUUGUUAUUAUGUACAGUUUUCAUAUCUUCUAGAGGCAUACAGUACAUAAAGAUUCAUUGGGAAUUUUAUUGGUGUAUGAGUAUGUGUGUACCCACAUUAAAAGGUUUCUAAUCGGGGGCUGUUGGGGGCAAUGGGAGCACAUUGCAGCACAAUGUUAAGAGGGAAGGACCACGUUCUUUGUGAGCUUUAAAUAUAAUAUUUAAGCAAAUAAACCAUGUUUCAGUUUACACCAGAUAUUGUCAUUGUUUUAAGCCAAUUAAAUAUGAAUAUUUGAAAUAUUUUAUACCA